AUGGUCACCCUAUUGGGUCGUCCCAAUCUAGGUGCCAUCAUCGACACAGGCAAGACAGGGGUCUCGGAGGUCUCGACUGAUGACCCGCUUUCCCCUACUAUUCAUACAGGACUGCGAAGUGCGCACGAAGCGGCUGGAGAAGCUAGCGACGCGACUGUGCCGCAAAGAAGAGUAUUUCAACGAUAUUGUGGCGAGGCGGAUGGCCUCUUGAUCGAGCUGACGGCGAGCGACUGGCCACAAUCGGAUCCCGCGAUGAAUAUGGGAACUCGUGAGACUAAGAACGGUGCCUCUCAGCGACAGUCAUGCCCCUCUGUGUGUCUACACCGUGUGCUCGUCCACAUGCGGUUGCCCCUCAGGGUAUACGAACAGGCAUUCGUCCGAUGGGACGAUCCUGGAGGCCUGUUGUCUGGGGUCACCCCUCUCGACAGGCUAAUACUUUGCAAUUAUGGACACCACAUGAUGGGAAAGCGUAAGCGUGUUCGAGUUAAUCCCUUGUAUUGA
Messenger RNA from Perkinsus marinus ATCC 50983, 501 nucleotides. RefSeq lists its product as hypothetical. The transcript has 5 exons. The record is from RefSeq and is a predicted model, not a curated record. Lineage: Eukaryota; Perkinsozoa; Perkinsida; Perkinsidae. The coding region runs from base 1 to 501 and encodes 166 amino acids.